Messenger RNA from Caenorhabditis bovis, 1191 nucleotides. Lineage: Eukaryota; Metazoa; Nematoda; Chromadorea; Rhabditida; Rhabditidae. The record is from the annotation of a GenBank genome assembly.
AUGGCACAAUCUGUACCACCAGGAGAUAUCCAAACUCAACCGAACGCCAAGAUCGUUUUCAAUGCUCCAUAUGACGACAAGCACACCUACCACAUCAAGGUGAUCAACUCGUCGGCUCGUCGCAUUGGAUAUGGAAUCAAGACCACCAACAUGAAGAGACUUGGAGUCGACCCACCAUGCGGAGUUCUUGACCCCAAGGAAGCUGUCCUUCUCGCUGUCUCCUGCGAUGCCUUUGCUUUCGGACAGGAGGAUACCAACAACGAUCGUAUCACUGUUGAGUGGACCAACACCCCUGACGGGGCCGCCAAGCAAUUCCGUCGUGAAUGGUUCCAGGGAGACGGAAUGAUCUUCAUCCAUCGGACGUUUGCUUAUAAGGGCGUUGUGGUUUGCUCAUUUCCGUGCCGCGUUCAUGAGAAAAAAGCUGGUCAAAACGAGAAGCAUCACACCACUCGGGACUAUUAUCAAGUUCUUAUUCAUCGUCAUGAUUGGAGUCACAUGGGAUUCCCUGUCGAUAUUACUUCAUACCUAGUUGAAGCAGCGAACGGCCGAAAUGGGGAAAAACUACUUACUCUAAUCAAUGGAAUGGACUGCGUGGGCCAUGAUGAUAUCAUUCCCUAUACACCAUGCGGUACAGCCCACUUUGACCAUGAUCUAUUUGAUAGGAUCUUCAAUGUCAGCGCCAAUGAAGAUGGACUUCUCGAUGUUGAAAUGAAACCAGAGCUCCUGGAGAGCUACCGAUCAUCGCAUCGAUCCUGGCUUGCGCCGAGAGAUGUUUAUAGGGAACGAACUGAAAAUAUUGAAGUUACGGUACUAACCUUUUACCUUGGAGUCAAUAAUGUUUCUGGGCAGCAGCAGCAUAUGUGGCGCUAUGUUAUUAGAAUCGAGAAUAAGGUUCCCGAGAAAGCCGUAAUCCUUCGAGAGAGAUCAUUAAAAAUUUAUUCGCUAAAUAACAUGAAUCAGAUGCACGGUCAUGGAGUUGUCGGAAAACAACCCGAGCUUAAUGUCGUUUCCCCAGCCUUCCAAUUUAGCAGUACAAUUGAGUUAAAACAUUCGAAAGGCGGACAUAUGUGGGGUCGAUUCAAGAUGGAGCGAGAGAAUGGAGUGAUGUUCGAUGUGCACAUUCCGACGAUAGUGCUUGAAUCGACCGAUGAGAUUGUCGAGAACUCAGUGACAACCCCAGAAAAAGUUUAA